Molecule: messenger RNA, 1935 nt
Organism: Parnassius mnemosyne (clouded apollo)
Lineage: Eukaryota; Metazoa; Arthropoda; Insecta; Lepidoptera; Papilionidae
Source: the annotation of a GenBank genome assembly
AUGAAUGAAUUAGAAUCCUUACAGCGAGUCACAUUGUCAGCUUUAAUAGAAUUUAAUAGCACGGAUGAAGUUAACUGGACAUCAUCAAAUAAUUCCUCCGAAAAUAAUAAUAAUAUAACCGAAUGGAACAACGCAACAGACAAUAAUGUGACGAUAAUCAUUGAGAAGGAAGCAGUUAACAAUUGGUGGGCCCUGUUUGCGUUAGCAUUAGUACUCUGUACGGUAGCAGGAAACGUAUUGGUAUGCUUGGCUAUUUACCUGGAAAGGAGGCUUCAGAAUGUAACUAACUACUUUCUUAUGUCACUGGCUAUAACUGAUUUACUGGUAGCGGUGCUUGUUAUGCCUCUUGGUAUUUUAACACUUGUAAAAGGUUACUUUCCGUUCCCAGCUGUGUAUUGCUUAACCUGGGUGUGUCUUGAUGUACUUCUUUGCACCGCGUCUAUAAUGCAUUUAUGUACCAUCAGCGUUGACAGAUAUCUAUCCCUUCGAUAUCCGAUGCGAUUUGGAAGAAACAAAACAAGAAAGAGAGUAACAGUCAAGAUAGUAUUUGUAUGGAUACUGUCGACAGCUAUGAGUCUUCCUUUGAGUCUUAUGUAUUCCAAGAAUGAGGAGUCAGUGCUCAUAGGAGGCUCUUGUCAGAUACCAGAUCCGCUGUACAAGGCGAUCGGAUCGGUCAUAUCUUUCUACAUACCCCUAGGAGUAAUGUUGCUUACGUACGCGUUAACCGUACAGCUGCUAGCCCAACAGAGAAAAGGUCUUGGACCAGGAUGGGCAACAGGGUGGCUUGGUGCGCCUCCAAUCGAUCGACGUUGCACAUGGAGAAGAUUUCUUGGUCCAAGAGGUGGAACACCGCAGCAUUCAGCUGCUUCAACAGAAACAGAGUUACCUCCUAUAGAUACAAGAGACCUAUGGCUCCAAGACACCAGCGAGCCUGCUCCGUCUGCAAUGAGCGCACUACAUCACUUUGGGGCAGAGAUGUUGCGCCUAUCUCGUGGAUUGGAAGCUUCGGCUGCAACUAAAGCUUCAUUCAGAGGGACAAACGUAAUGGAUCGCGGUGGGAUGCUAACGCCUGGAUCAUUAAGUGUUUCCUCUAGUUCUCCAUCGUCAAUGCUUCAAGAUAGGCGUCGACUUUCAGUAACAGUUGAUACUAGUAUACCCUUAACUAGAGCAAGAAGUGCAUCUGAUGAUGAAGGCAACGACGGACUAUUAGCUCCAACAACAUUAACUACAAAAUCAAGAAGUUCAGAAGACGGAUUACUGCUGCCACCGCCAUGUACUUGUCCCUAUUUUGGAAGUGACUCCACUCCACCAAGACGUACAACUGAAGUUAUCAUAGUACCAGGUGGUGAUAUAAAUGGUUGUAAUGGAUUUUCUCGUAAUGGAAACGUUAAAGCAGAAGAAACGUGCGCACCAGUUUUUAGACGUUCAAGUCGCGGUGCUUCUUCAAUGGUUACAUGGGAAGAGGCCAGAAGGUUUAGACGAGGUUCUAGUUUUGGCGGUGCAAGAACGACUUUAUCUACUCCGGUUCGAAACGUUCGUGGCCAUAGAUCGACUACUCGAACUCAACAAUCAGUGAAUCCAAGUCCUCAGCGACAAACGCCUAGGACUCACCACUCAAGAAACUCAAGUGUUAUUUCAAGGAACUCUUCUAGACAUGGUCGUAUUCUACGCCUAGAGCAAAAGGCUACAAAAGUUCUAGGUGUUGUUUUCUUUACUUUCGUAAUCCUUUGGGCGCCGUUUUUUACUCUCAACAUGGUACCUGCAAUCUGUCCAGACUGUGAAAAACGUAUUUCAAGUUGGGUGUUCGAUUUUGCUCUGUGGUUGGGUUACGCCAGUUCAAUGGUUAAUCCCAUUUUUUAUACGAUAUUUAAUAAGGUGUUUAGACAAGCAUUCAAAAAGGUACUUCUUUGUCAAUAUUGUAAAUCUAAAAGGUAG